Messenger RNA from Lodderomyces oxycetoniae, 1173 nucleotides. RefSeq lists its product as uncharacterized. Gene Ontology annotation, biological process: metal ion transport; positive regulation of protein ubiquitination; vacuolar transport. The transcript is spliced from 2 exons. Gene Ontology annotation, cellular component: endoplasmic reticulum; perinuclear region of cytoplasm; Golgi apparatus. The coding region runs from base 1 to 1173 and encodes 390 amino acids. The record is from RefSeq and is a predicted model, not a curated record. Lineage: Eukaryota; Fungi; Ascomycota; Pichiomycetes; Serinales; Debaryomycetaceae.
AUGACAGCGUAUGAACGGCUAAAUAACAAGGAAGAAACGUCAGAAGAAAGUGGAGAAAACAGUAGUGAACAACCACUUCUCCAUAUCACAAAUGAUACUAUAAUUAAUUCCGCAAAUGCGCCUGUUGACUCCAAUGACACUGCCUCGAAUUUUUUGUCCGACUUCCCCGUACUACCUUCUUCGUCCUCCUCAACUUUGCCAACUUACAACACUCCACAAUCGGCCAUAGGAGACCUUGAAUCUCAAACACCGGCGCGCUUAACCGCAAAACAGCGUGUAUUAAGAGUUUUAAACCAUUUGGUGCCUAUUAAACAAACUUAUCAUCGGUUGAAUAAUGGUAUUCACACUGGACGUAUGCAGCAAAAUGUACCAGGCCGGUUUAUUGGUCAGGGAACAGACGGGGUGUUUCAGAAUCUCAUGGCAAAACCAGAUACACAAGCGGUAUUACAACAACGAGAACGUGAGUUGCAUCCACCUACAUACGAAGAAGCCAAUCAAGACGCUAGUCCCGAAUAUUGGGAAUCAACAAUGAUCUCCCCAAUGUAUGAGGAUGAGGUAUUUGUCCAAGGUUUACCAGUAGGGAACAUUGCUAAUUUCAUUUGGAAUGCAUUGGUUACUAUAGCUUUCCAAUUUGUCGGAUUUGUGUUGUGUUACUUGCUACAUACUUCCCAUGGUGCAAAGCAAGGAGCAAGGUUUGGAUUUGGUGUUAAUUUGAUAUUUUUUGGCUGGAAUAUAAUACCUUUGAAUGUGGGUCACCCAAAUGAGAAACCCAAGAAAAUCAUUGUUGAUAAUCCUAAUCAAUUUGACGUUAACAAAAAUGUUAAAAUUACUGGGAAAUUGGAUACCUAUAAUGCUGGCAGCAACGUGUUUGUACAAAAUUCGUCAGGGAAUGAUGACAACGUGGAUAGGUAUGGAAGCGCGCCUUAUAUCGCAUAUGGAGUAAUUGCAUUUGGUUUGUUUAUUAUAAUAAAGAGUGUUGUUGAUUAUUAUAGGGUGAAGCAGUUGGAAAAGGCAAUUUUGAACCCACCCAAUAAUCCUCAUUCCAAUAUCGUCCAAAGUAUUAGUGGUCAAGUUGAUAAUAACGAUAAUAAUAAUAAUAACAAUAAUAACAAUAAUAACGAUAAUGAUAGUGAUAGCGAGAGUGAUAAUAGUGCAAUUCUAGAGAGUAGAUAG